Messenger RNA from Cololabis saira (Pacific saury), 5304 nucleotides. RefSeq names its product flotillin 1a (gene flot1a). Gene Ontology annotation, biological process: regulation of receptor internalization; protein kinase C signaling; positive regulation of endocytosis. Gene Ontology annotation, cellular component: plasma membrane. Bases 184 to 1458 code for a protein of 424 amino acids. The transcript has 13 exons. Lineage: Eukaryota; Metazoa; Chordata; Actinopteri; Beloniformes; Belonidae. The record is from RefSeq and is a predicted model, not a curated record.
UUCAGAGACGGAGCUGCAGUCGCUUCAUCGCGUCAUCUCGCGUUUGUCGGUAAUAAAUAUCACCUGCAAUAAACCUGCAGCAAAUUCAACCAAAAUACAACCAAAACUCGGUUAUUCGUUUAACAUCAGCCCACCUGAGUCGCAUCGUUUCUUUUCCUAAGCGGGUUUUGAGUGUCAGUCAGCAUGUUCUACACCUGCGGUCCCAACGAGGCGAUGGUGGUGUCAGGCAUCUGUCGGUCUCCUCCGCUGAUGAUAGCUGGAGGCAGAGUGUUCGUCAUCCCCUGCUUUCAGAAAUUACAGAGGAUUUCCCUGAACACUCUGACUCUGAAUGUAAAGAGCGAUAAGGUGUACACCCGCCACGGCGUGCCCGUCUCCGUCACCGGGAUUGCUCAGAUGAAGAUCCAGGGUCAGAACAAGCAGAUGCUGGCUGCAGCGUGCCAGAUGUUCAUGGGGAAGUCGGAGCCUGAAAUCGCUCAUAUUGCCCUGGAGACGCUGGAGGGCCACCAGCGGGCCAUCAUCGCCCACCUCACCGUUGAGGAAAUCUACAAGGACCGCAAGAAGUUCUCGGAGCAGGUUUUCAAGGUGGCCUCCUCUGAUCUGGUCAACAUGGGCAUCAGCGUGGUCAGCUACACUCUCAAAGAUGUUCAUGAUGACCAGGAUUAUCUGCACUCACUGGGAAAGGCUCGGACCGCCCAGGUGCAGAAAGACGCUCGCAUCGGCGAGGCCCAGAACAAGAGAGAUGCUGUGAUCAGGGAAGCCCAUGCAAUGCAGGAGAAAAUAUCCGCUCAAUAUAAGAACGAGAUCGAAAUGGCUAAAUCCCAGAGGGACUACGAGCUGAAGAAGGCAGCCUAUGAUGCUGAAGUGAACACCAAGAAGGCCGAGUCUGAGAUGGCCUACCAGCUGCAGGUGGCCAAGACGAAGCAGCGCAUCGAGGAGGAGAAGAUGCAGGUCCAAGUGGUUGAGCGGACACAGCAGAUCAUGCUCCAGGAGCAGGAGAUCACGCGCAGGGAGAAGGAACUAGAGGCCAAAGUGAAGAAACCUGCCGAGGCUGAGCGGUACCGCCUGGAGAAGCUGGCUGAGGCGCAGCGUCUGAAGAUGAUCAUGGAGGCCGAGGCUGAAGCUGAAACCAUCAAGAUUAAAGGUGAGGCUGAGGCGUUUGCCGUGGAGGCCAAAGGUCGCGCCGAGGCGGAGCAGAUGUCAAAGAAGGCAGAGGCCUUCCGGGAGUACAAGGACGGAGCCAUGGUGGACAUGCUGCUGGAGAAACUUCCUCUGAUAGCGGAGGAGGUCAGCAGGCCUCUGUGUGAAGCCAAUAAAAUCACCAUGGUGUCCAGCGGAGGGGGGGAGGUGGGUGCAGCCAAGCUGUCCGGAGAGGUGCUGGAGAUCAUGACCCGCCUCCCCGACGCCAUUGAGAAGCUGACCGGGGUCAACAUCUCUCAGGUGUCCUCUCGUACGGGCUGAAGGGCCGUGCAGGCGAGCGUGCAGGCAGAUCCGUGCUCCCUCCGUCCCACCAGCUGCCUGGAUUCCCCGUCUACUUCCGCCAUCAAAAAACCUCUUCCUCGUUGUCUGUCGCUGUGUCCCGCUGCUGGUUUGCGAUGCUGCCGUGUUGUGAAAAUUGUAAUCAUCCGUUCCUUAGUUGUUGGUUUUUGACACCAGUUUAUUCAAGUUAAACUCAUUAUGGUUGCAGAUACAGUUACUUUAUAACUACAGUGGCCGGGUUUCCCAGAUCCAACCUCUCUUAAGGAUUUAAGAGAGGUUCAAAGAAGGUUUGAACUAAGAGAGAACCCUAAGAUACGGGUGUUUCCCAGAUGACUUCUUAACACCGUCCUUUAGUUUCGCUCUUUCAGACGCUCUUUGGAGCAGCUGUACGGUUCUGAAACCAAAUGAAUCGAUGCCAGGCAAAUCGAUCACCGAUCACUAUCAGCGCAUUUUCACACGCAGCACUGCUGCCUAACGCACUAAUUCACUGCUGCCUGUGCGUUAUAAUAAAAAAUUAAGAUGAUAAAUAUAAUUCAAUGACCCUUUUUCAUCCAAACGGUGCGUUACUCCGUUAUUUCUGGCUACAGUGAGGCUUUUUUUCCCCACACACGGAGACCGGGAGUAAACGGGGUGGGCGUGUGUGUGCGUUCAAAAACAUGAGCCAAGAGAAGGCGAGUUUCGCAAAUCGCAACGUGGAAUUACAGCAAACCCUGGUUUUUCGCAGGGGUUAUGUUCCAAAAAGAACCCGUGAUAAGUGAAAUUCUUUUUACAAUUAUAGAGGGCUUCAGAUUGCAGAGAUCAUCCCCGCCACGCAUGUAUUCCUGCUCUUCUGAUGCUGCUGCAUCCCGCAGGUGGGUUUUUUCAAGAGAAGAAAAUAGUUAUGGGUCGUUGUCUUCGCUCUUUUUUCUUCUGGGCAAAAAGAUUCUUUAAUAUAAACCGACACCAUUGAUUAUAUUUGAGACUGUAAUGAACGAUUCAUCAAAGGAUCCCGUUGAUCAGCUGCUGCUUCCCUGUCAUCACAUAGAUGCGCUCGGGCGCGGCGCAGGAGGAUCGGUGUCCCGGCUGCCUGGACAGCGCGGUCCGACACACGUCCAGGGGACUGAAGUGCUGACGCACGAAUGCGUUCAUAAAAACAGUUCUGCUUCGCGCACGGUGACGCGGUUGAUUUGCAGCGAGAACAUGUUGUAUAGCAGCCAAAUCAUCAAAUAAAUGAUAUUCAUGAUGAUCGUUUUAUUUGUGCGUAAUGCAUAAAGCAUAUACAGGAACACACUUGUUAUUCCUUAUUUUUCUUUUUUUCCCCCCCCUUUGCUGUCACCAAUAAAUGCUAAACAAUAUAAAUCUAAAGUAUAAAAUAGAUAAAAACUUGUGCGGGGUGCAUUGUUUUAAUAUCUCAUUGCUUGGUGUAAUAUUGUUUUGCCUGACGCGGCUGGAUCUGUGAGUCUUUGUUCACUAAGAUGGUUGUAAAGACUGGGUCAGCAGCAUCUUUCAUUUCCUUCUUAAUGAAAGAGAUACUUAAGCUAAGAGCGACUCUGGGAAACGCGAUUUUCUUUCACAGGCUCCUUAAGAAGGUUUGAAAGAAGUCUUUCGCUGUUAAGAACUACUUAACUGAUCUGGGAAACCCGGCCAGUGAAGUUAUACUCUCUCAAGCUGAAAUCAUGCACUCUGGUACUGCAUUCAUUUAUUAAGUAUUAAAACAGCAACAUUUUAAAUGAAUUAUUUUCCAUGUUGGAAACGUUUUUUUUUUUUAACUCCAGCCAUAUUUCAAACUUUGAUAUUUCAUUUUAUGUCUCAUUUCUUCCUCCUUUCCUUGUUACUGUAAUGUGUGCGCUUGCAUUAUUGUCCUCGCGUCUCCCCUGUCCGUGUACACUAACGUCUCCUCCAUAACUGCCUGUCUUCUCACUGCCUUGCUGCCAAACCUUAAGUGCAUCUUAGCAUUAACAUGUAAUGCAAACAUGCAUAGAAAAAAAACUAACCGUCCCUUACUAAUAACACACAAUGUGUUUCGUUCAGAUUUAAGAUUUUGUCAAUCCAGUACGCUAUGUUCUGUUUUAGUUUAGUUGUGAUGUAUUUUCAGUCACUCUAAACCAUCUCAAUUACGAUCAGGACCGUUAUCUGACCGUUUCCCUUCGAUGGUCAUUUUAAAUGUUAAACGUCUUUUCUCAAAGAAGCAGACUGUGGUGUGGUGAAAGCUCAGGAAAUGUUGUUCACUUUACUGGCAGCCUCUUAGACAAACCAACAAAAACAUAAAGCUUACAAACUAAAAAUGACACGAUUUUUAUACUGACGUUUAUAAAAUGAUUAGUUCUUUCAUGAUAAUCAGAUCCUGCCCACACGGGCCUCAUUACCUGAUGAUUGGAUGUGAAAGAGUUGAGGCCGGUGUCAGCUAUCAAACUGAGAGGGGAUUGCAUCUUUUCCCUAAAAAACAAACCAGAUAGUCCCAAAUACGACCAGGAACCUGAAUUUUCCGGGUUCAGAUUUUCCCUGAUGCUUUUCAAUCCAGUUGAAUUUAACAGGGGAAUUAUAUAUAAACGUUUUUCUGAAGUAAGUGGUGCCUUUAAGUGUUAUUUUGGCCAGUCAUGUAGCAGCUUCCAUACAAAUGCAGUGUGUGAACCUGUCUUUACUCCGUUUCCAUUGUGCUGUAGUGUGUACUGUAUGUAAAUAUUAAUUAAUUUUGCUGUAGCUCUACAUAAAUACCAAACAAUCCAUUGUGCAGAAGAAAAUCACGGAUCGCCCAGACUGGUAUGCUAUUGGCGGUUUAGGAUUCGGCUGUGAAGCGUUGCUAUAGCCGCUAUAAACUGUCCCAACUUGCCUUAUAUCAUAAGUCUGUCACAUCAUCACCCUCUACCUCACCUCUUGGGCUGGUUAUAUAAAAACUGCUUUAAGGAGCGGCAAACAUUGUAAUGCAUCUAAAGAUACUCUGACACUGUUGCUUUUAGUGAUAUUUUUAUUUAUAGGAUUUACUCCGUCUGUAUAAAUAUGUUUAUUUAUUUUCAUUGAACUACACUUUGACAACUCAAAAGUUCAAACAAGAAUGCUUUUGUCUUUUCUUCUCUGCGAUGAACAGCGCUUAAUAUGCAUCUUGUUUGGAGCUGUCUGCACUGUUUGUUUCAGUCUUGCAAGAUUUACUGAAAUGGCUUUUAGCGGUGCAAUUUAUGUAUUUGUGCAUAAUCAUUGCAUGUAUCAACACCUGUCACACCUGCACUAGUUAUGGCAAAAGUACUCAUUGGAGAUAACCGUAGGGUAGAAUGACUGUGGAGUUACCAGAGUAGGAGAUGACCUGCAGGAUAGCUGUAGAAAUGGAGGCCAACUAAUGCUUGUCUUGUGUUUGAAGUGAGGUAAUACUCAAGUGUAACUACAUGUGGAAUAAAUAUAUUUAGGCAGUGAAUAUUUUUGAUUAUUGUUAAAGUAAUCUGUGUAGCACUGUCUGUUUCACAAGUCACCACUAACACCUCGAAUAACACUGAACUCACUUUAAAAGAACGUCUCAAUUUAAUGUAUUCCAGUUCUGCUCACUUUAUUAAAGUUGGAUGUCAUUUCAACUUCAUUCGUAGCAUGUUAAUGAAGUUUUUACUAAAUGGAAGUUCGUCAAUCUGUUGCAUUUUAAUCGGCGUAUGUAUUUCAGGAAAAGUGUCUUGUAAUACAAUCCUAAAAACAGAAGAUGUAUUAUAUUUCAAAAGUGACAUGACAUAUUCUCACUGUUUCUGAAAACAAGAUUUAUAUAAUUAUACUGAGUUUUUGUUUACACAUUUGAUUUAUGCAUGUUUUGAUAUUUUCAACUCAGUUUUAUAGUUCACAUUUAAUUUUUUACCAUCAGAUUUUAUGUUUUUG